This is a messenger RNA of Ornithorhynchus anatinus (platypus), 948 nucleotides long. It is a transcript of the gene OLIG1, whose product is annotated as oligodendrocyte transcription factor 1. The coding region runs from base 130 to 798 and encodes 222 amino acids. Gene Ontology annotation, molecular function: protein dimerization activity. The record is from RefSeq and is a predicted model, not a curated record. Lineage: Eukaryota; Metazoa; Chordata; Mammalia; Monotremata; Ornithorhynchidae. The transcript has a single exon.
GGAGGGGCGCGGGGCGCACCGCUUCGCGCUGCGCGGCUGCAGGGGCCCGGGGCCGGGCCGGGCCGGUCCUUGCCGGGCUAUGCGGGGCUGAGGCCGAGGCGGGCGGGCGGGCCGGCCGGCCGGGCGAGCAUGCUGCAGGCCCGGCGCCAGCCGGGGAUGUACGAGCUGGUGGGCUUCAGGCCCCCGGCCAAGCCGGGGUCGGAGGGGCCCGAGGCCGCCGGCCGGUCGCCGCCGCGGCCCCCGGGGGGCCGGGCCCGCGACGAGCAGCAGCAGCUGCGGAGGAAGAUCAACAGCCGCGAGAGGAAGCGCAUGCAGGACCUCAACCUGGCCAUGGACGCCCUGCGGGAGGUCAUCCUGCCCUACUCGGCCGCCCACUGCCAGGGCUCUCCGGGCCGCAAGCUGUCCAAGAUCGCCACGCUGCUCCUGGCCCGCAAUUACAUCCUGCUCCUCGGCACGUCCCUGCAGGAGCUGCGCCGGGUCCUGGGGGAGAUCAGCGGGCCCGGGCCUCGGCUGCUGCUGGCCGGCCUGCCCCUCCUGGCCGCCCCGGGCUCCCUGCUCCUUCACGGGCCCGGGCCCGGGCCCGCCCUGGCCCACCCGGAGGGCUCCCCGGCGGCGGCGGCGGCGACCGCGACGGCCGCGGCCAGGCCCGGCAAGUACCUGUCGCUGGCCCUGGAGGAGCAGGCGGGGCCCUGCGGUCCGUUCCCCCUGUCCGGCGGGGCCGCCCUCUGCACCUGUGCCGUCUGCAAGUUCCCGCACCUCGUGCCCUCCGGCCUCGGCUUGGCGCCCUUCUCCAAGUGAGGGGGGCGCGGAGGAGGGGGCGACCCUUCCGGGCCAGGGGGAGGCCCACCCGCGUCCGCCCCCACCGACCCGUCUCCGAUCGUCGCCGUCGUGGGACCCGCCGAGCGCUCCCUAGGUGCCAAGCCCUCUUCCGAGCGCCGGGGCACACGG